CGCAUGGCUUUAACCGGGCGGCCGCCCUGCCCCCGCUUCUUUUCACGCCGUCGCUAGCCUUAGGUGGUUGUGGCCACUGUGCCCUGAGGGAGGCGGCGACUACCAAUGAUGCCUGGGAAACUCCUCUGGGGGGACAUUAUGGAGCUGGAGGCACCCUUGGAGGAGACCGAGAGCCAAAAAGAGAGGCAAAAGAGUGAUAGAAGGAAGUCAAGGCACCAUUAUGACUCAGAUGAGAAAUCAGAAACAAGAGAAAAUGGUGUUUCAGAUGACCUGGAUGUUCCCAAGUCCAAAAAAGCUAAAAUGAAAGAGAAGCUAAAUGGAGACACUGAAGAAGGAUAUAAUAGACUUUCAAAUGAAGUUUCUAAAUCUCAUAAGUCAAGAAGAAAAGAUCUGCCAAAUGGAGAUAUUGAUGAAUAUGAAAAAAAGUCAAAGCGAGUGUCUCCCUUAGAUAGUUCUUCUCUUAAAUCAAGUGAUAAUAAACUAGAGGAGACCCUAACACGUGAACAGAAGGAAGGAGCCUUCUCCAAUUUCCCUAUUUCUGAAGAGACUAUAAAGCUUCUGAAAGGUCGAGGGGUAACAUAUCUCUUUCCUAUUCAAGUUAAGACCUUUGGUCCUGUAUAUGAAGGAAAGGAUUUAAUUGCUCAAGCACGGACAGGAACAGGAAAGACAUUCUCUUUUGCCAUUCCCUUGAUUGAAAGACUCCAAAGAAAUCAAGAGACAAUUAAAAAAAGCCGCUCACCAAAGGUACUUGUUUUGGCUCCUACAAGGGAACUGGCAAAUCAAGUAGCCAAAGACUUCAAAGAUAUAACUAGGAAACUCAGCGUAGCAUGUUUUUAUGGUGGAACAUCAUAUCAAAGCCAAAUUAAUCACAUUCGAAAUGGUAUUGACAUCUUGGUUGGGACCCCUGGUCGUAUCAAAGACCAUUUGCAGAGCGGCCGAUUGGAUCUUUCCAAACUGCGCCAUGUUGUGCUUGAUGAAGUGGAUCAAAUGUUAGAUUUAGGCUUUGCUGACCAAGUUGAAGAUAUCAUCCAUGAGUCCUACAAAACUGAUUCUGAAGACAAUCCUCAAACUUUACUUUUUUCUGCAACUUGCCCACAGUGGGUAUACAAAGUUGCAAAAAAAUACAUGAAAUCCAGAUAUGAACAGGUUGACCUUGUUGGAAAAAUGACUCAAAAGGCUGCAACUACUGUGGAACAUUUGGCUAUCCAGUGUCAUUGGUCUCAGAGACCAGCAGUUAUUGGAGAUGUCCUUCAAGUCUACAGUGGUUCUGAAGGGAGGGCUAUUAUUUUCUGUGAGACCAAAAAGAAUGUAACUGAAAUGGCCAUGAAUCCACACAUAAAACAGAAUGCCCAGUGUUUACAUGGGGACAUUGCACAGUCACAAAGAGAAAUUACACUGAAAGGCUUCAGAGAAGGUAGUUUUAAAGUUUUGGUUGCAACCAAUGUAGCUGCCCGUGGUUUGGACAUUCCUGAGGUUGACCUGGUGAUUCAGAGUUCUCCUCCACAGGAUGUUGAGUCCUAUAUUCAUCGCUCUGGACGCACAGGUAGAGCUGGCCGGACAGGGAUUUGCAUAUGCUUUUAUCAGCCAAGAGAAAGAGGUCAACUAAGAUAUGUGGAACAAAAAGCAGGAAUUACUUUUAAACGUGUAGGUGUUCCUUCUACAAUGGAUUUAGUUAAAUCUAAAAGCAUGGAUGCCAUCAGGUCUCUGGCUUCCGUUUCUUAUGCUGCUGUUGAUUUUUUCCGACCAUCAGCUCAGAGACUAAUAGAAGAGAAAGGGGCAGUGGAUGCACUGGCUGCAGCAUUAGCCCAUAUCUCUGGAGCAUCGAAUUUUGAACCACGAUCUUUGAUCACUUCUGAUAAGGGGUUUGUGACCAUAACUCUGGAAAGCCCAGAAGAAAUACAGGAUGUCAGCUGUGCUUGGAAAGAACUUAACAGAAAGCUGAGUAGUAAUGCCGUGUCCCAAAUUACCAGAAUGUGCCUCCUAAAAGGAAAUAUGGGUGUUUGUUUUGAUGUUCCCACAACUGAGUCCGAAAGGUUACAGGCAGAGUGGCAUGAUUCAGACUGGAUACUGUCAGUGCCAUCCAAGUUACCCGAAAUUGAAGAAUAUUAUGAUGGAAACACAUCUUCUAAUUCCAGACAGAGGAGUGGCUGGUCUGGUGGCCGGUCAGGUCGGUCAGGUCGGUCAGGUGGUCGAUCUGGUGGCCGGGCAGGCAGACAGAGUCGACAGGGCAGUCGGUCAGCAAGUCGACAAGAUGGUAGAAGACGAAGUGGGAAUAGAAAUCGAUCAAGAAGCGGGGGCCACAAGCGGAGUUUUGACUGAGAAUUUGAUAAUUAACCCACCAGUGUGAGCAUACCUAUUUCUGCCUAAUCAUGUACAUUAUCCACCAAAAAUUAGAUCAUUGUAGUUGAGGUAUGUGUCUGCUACAAAGAAGUUGGUUGUAUUUUUUUAAAAAGUAUUUCACAAGAAUGGAUGUAAACAAAUCUACUUAUCCAGUUACACCUUUGAAUAAAAAAACCUCCUUUUAUUAUCUUUUUUUCACUGUGUUAGAAUUUUCCUGAAUAUAAUCUUUUAAAUUUUUUAUAAAACAUGGCAGUCGAGUUAAUCUUACUUAAGUUCACUUGCAUUUUACAAAAUGUGUAUCUGUAUUUAGAUUAGUCCUUCCAUAGGAUAUAACAAGAGAUCUCUUCUACAUUAAAGGGUCUUAUAAACUGGUGAUAUGAUUAGUUAGGUAUAGCAUUUUAAAAUCUAGGUGUAAAAAGAAAUUCUAGGUGUCGUUAAUUAAAAGGGUGUACAAGGAAUGCACAUGCAAUAAUUUAUACAACAGAUAAUGGUCAGACUCUCUACCAUGUGUCCAUCACUAUAGUAAUCACUAGUGAUAUAGAGGUGAACUAGGCAUGGUCACUGUCCUCAAUGAACUUAAAUUUAUUUAAGACAAGACACUAUGAAUGAGAUUAACACCAAGCUCCUAAAAUGAAGGUAAUACCUAACAGCUAAGGUGAAGGUAGGGAUGAAAGCUAAGGACCUGGUUAGGGGACACCUAACCAGUCUAAGGAGUUAGGAAGACUUUCAGAAGUGAUGCUCAAAAGGAGAAGUAAAGCAAAAGUACCAGUUGAUCUAGCUGGGUAUUAUGUGUAUGGUGAAGAGGAGUUUAGAGGACUUUGUAGACAGAGAAAACAGCAUAUGCUGAAUCCCAGAGGCAAGGAAUAACAUGGUAAGUCUAAGGAUCUAUAAUUAGUUCAGUAUGGUUUGCAUGUGACAAGCAGAGGACAGGAAAAGGAGAGAGAAGGAAUUAAUACAGGGGCCUAAGUUUAAAAACUACACAGUAGUCAGGUAGGAUAAUCUUUACCUGUUCUUCCUUUUAAAGGGAAGAUUAUAACGUGAUGAUUGAGUUCACAUUAUUUGUGAUUAGCCUUUCUGCUUAAGCAGAACUUGCAACACCCUGAUUGCUCCUGUCUGAUUCUUCCUGG
Molecule: messenger RNA, 3467 nt
Organism: Phyllostomus discolor (pale spear-nosed bat)
Lineage: Eukaryota; Metazoa; Chordata; Mammalia; Chiroptera; Phyllostomidae
Gene: DDX50
Product: DExD-box helicase 50
Exons: 15
Coding region: 106-2319 (737 amino acids)
Molecular function (GO): helicase activity; ATP binding; RNA binding
Source: RefSeq, a predicted model, not a curated record